Molecule: messenger RNA, 2554 nt
Organism: Zychaea mexicana
Lineage: Eukaryota; Fungi; Mucoromycota; Mucoromycetes; Mucorales; Lichtheimiaceae
Exons: 1
Coding region: 311-2401 (696 amino acids)
Source: RefSeq, a predicted model, not a curated record
AUGAAAUUAUACAAAGAGUGGUUUUGAAACGUGAAGCAAAAUGGCAGAGCGAGUCGUGAUGUGUCUCGUAGGAUGAUGCUCGUUGAUCUAUUCACUAGAAAGAGUAACAAUUUGAGAGACGCAUUGUUAUCUAUUACAGUUUAGUCUUUCGCCUUCAAAAAAACCGAUAUUAAUCAUUAUGGCUUAAUAACAUGGAUGCUACGAUAUACGAUAGAGCCAGUAAACUCAGAAAACCGCGCGCUGAGUACAUAGCUUAAAACGCAAUACACUUUGCUGCAUAACAAGCUACUGCAACCAAAAAGAGGGUACCAUGGCAGAUGCCCCUUUCGAAAUCUUGGAGCUCAUUGCUUCAUACUCAACAACACCCGCUGUUGCCACCAGCUGUCUUGUCUGCCAAUCUUGGCUGAACCCCAUGCGGAAACAUCUCUACCGAACAAUCCAUAUCGAUUCUCGGAAACGGUUUCGACGAUUCUUUCGGUCCAUCCAGCAACUCGACAUUGAAGGGAUUCCAUAUGGUCAGCACGUCAAAAGUCUCGUUCUACGUGACAAUGUCGGCAUGACUUGGGUUGAGCUCGAGCAACUUGCAGUGUUAUGUCCUGCACUAGAAGUACUAUACUUCCACCAACGUAUCUGGAACUACGUGCCACGACGCCAACAAAUCUCACAAAGCUGGCAGCGCGGCAAUCUAAAACGCUUGCCACCCAUGAACUACCACGCCGCACUUAGACUUCUCCCCACCUAUGGAUCAAGACUGACCACGUUACAUAUUGUAUUGUCCCAACCGGCAUUCAGCUUAUUUGCAAAUACGCCUCAUUUAAAGGAACUCGUUCUACUACCAAACGACGAGUACCACCACCAAGGCAACCAUGUUAAUAUCGAUGGCGGCGAUGGUGUUAUGAACUCACUCUUGCCGAUACACGCCAAUCAUUUUCGCUCAAUUAUGGAUCAUUGUCCACAUCUAACGGUACUCAAGGUGCUAUGCAAGGUGGUCAUGCGGUUCGAACUGGCCGAGGAACCAACAGUAGCAGCAGUUAUCGAUCAAUUUCCGAUAGAAUCAUCGUCACCAUCAUCCUAUACUACUCACGACCAACUUCAGACACUUGAAAUUGGGUUCGCUAAAUCCUCCAUCAGUUCUCAAUAUGCUUGUAUCCGCUAUAUUACACAAGCAUUUCCCAAUAUGGUUACACUCGACAUCAAUUUCAUCACGAUCAAUACAUUUGCGCUACGACAGCCAUUCCGCCGAGCAGUAGCUACUACACCAGAAGAACAGAUACAGACAUUUAUCGCGUUGGGACAGCAGUGCCGAAAGCUUGAAACGCUGCGAUUGCGUGGGGUCGACGCACUCCUUGCGCCCAAUCGAACUUUUUUUGAGACAUUAGAAACUGCAGGUACACAAUUAAAAGCAUUGGAGAUGGGCCGUGUACAAGAGCUAUUGCUCCCUGGUGGUAGCGCGCAUUAUCUUCGGUACAACAAGGAAACAUAUGACGCAAUGUUACAGGCGGUUGGAUCAUCAUUGACAAUGCUACAUUUACAUACGGCCUACUGGAGCUUGCCUCACGUUUCUAGACUCGUUGCAACCAUCACACAAUCUUGUCCAUCAUUGAACGACUUGAAGAUAUCAGCACUGGCCUUCGGCCGUCGUCUGCGCAGCCCUAUCGAUAUUGGAAUUCUUCUCAACAAGUUGUUAAAUUUGGAGCGGUUGGAAAUUAACAAUGCCCACGUUGUGUGCAGCGACAGUGGCCAUGUCGACAACAGCAAUAUGGGUGUUAAUGCAACGACAUCGACGCCUGCCUCUCAAAAAGUAACAACAGGAACAAUAAAUCGCGGUGGUGUUCUUUGUAAAUUAAAGUCAUUCCUUCUCAACCGUGUUCACUUUGCACCUGAGCUGUUCACAGUUCUGGAAAAACGGUGUCCGCGUCUAUCUCAACUUUCUGUGAUAUGCAGCGUUCAACAACAACUCGGUGCCUCGACCGCCUUUACUUUACGAAUGCCAGAUCAUGUAUUUGACAAAAUCAACGUGACAGAGAUAUAUUUGGAGCUGGAGGCGUCACGAGUUGGGUAUACGGUGGUAUGCUCAUUGAAACAAGUGGGCAAGCCGACAUGGGCGAAGCGGGACAGUCAUCAUCACGGAAAAGUCCAGGCAACACGGUGGUACGUGAAUCAUAGGCGCCGACUUCGCGACAAGCAUAUAAAAAAAAUCAAGCAGUUUGAGAAAUUCAAGGAAGCGAUAGCAGCAGCGGAAGCAUGCGAAGAUAAAGAGACAUUAAAAAAGACAUCAGUAGAUCUGAAAAUUUUGGACUCUUCGGGGAAUUGGAAGGAUUGGAUGAAACAUGGGCGAGUUGCUAUAGAGUGUAAAUCUGUCAGUAACUUUAUCUUUAAUGGUGGAUCUAUCAUUCCUUGAUGAUAGACGAUCCACCUCCUACGUACUUUAAAUGCUUCAUUUACUGUGAUUAUAAAGCAAACGAUUACUCUAUCAUUUAUAUGCAUGUAAAUUAUGUAUUCUGUGAUCUUUUUCUACAGAUAACACAUUAGCUAAAGAGUAUAAAGCUCUAUU